Molecule: messenger RNA, 1937 nt
Organism: Tribolium castaneum (red flour beetle)
Lineage: Eukaryota; Metazoa; Arthropoda; Insecta; Coleoptera; Tenebrionidae
Product: piRNA biogenesis protein EXD1
Exons: 2
Coding region: 83-1024 (313 amino acids)
Biological process (GO): piRNA processing
Cellular component (GO): PET complex
Molecular function (GO): nucleic acid binding; 3'-5' exonuclease activity
Source: RefSeq, a predicted model, not a curated record
AUUGCGGGAUAUACCCUGAACAUUAAACUGUCAAUUUUUUUCCCUUGUAACCUAACUUUUUUGUGGCCUAUUGUGCCCCAAAAUGACCGUGCAACUGAAACCCGGGGACCGUGUCCUCCUUGAAAACCGUUCUUCUGAGGUUUACGCGGGUACAAUUGAAUAUAUCUCUGCCAAAAGUGUGAAUCUCCAUACCAUAACCUGCCACAGCACCAAUAUCGAAUAUGAGGGCAAUAUGACCUUCUAUCGCAACGAAGUUGUGAAAAUUGUGCCUAUUUCUGACACCGAACCUGCUUCCACCCCCGAUGAGACGCCUGAGGUGUCGGAAGACUCUCUUCUAAGGUCGCGAAAAAUUAACAUGCACCCGGACGAAUUCGCUCGUCUGAGACAAGUUACGUUUGAUUUUGUGUUCAUCGACACGUUUGGAACGCAAUUUGAGAAUGCGGUUGAGGUUUUGAACAAUCGGGAAUCCGUGGCAGUGGCUGUGUUAGGGAAUUACGGGAGGAACAAACCGAUGAGUGUGUUGGUGAUGGCUGACUUUAAGCAAGUUUUUAUCUUCGAUAUGUUGUGUUUGGGGAAAUUGAAAACGCUGAGGGAGGUUUUAGAGUCGGGGUAUAUAUGUAAAGUGGUGCACGAUGGGGGCGCACUGUUCGAUUGCCUCUACCACAAGUAUGGAGUGGAAAUGAAAAAUAUUUUUGAUACACAGGCUGUUGAUUCCAUGUUAUCAAAGGAAAAUGACGAUGUUGAAAUUAAACGGAACAUUAGUGAGUGUCUCACUUAUCAUUUCAAUUUUCCGGCGGCACUGCUAUCAGCAGUUUUGGAAACUAUGAAUGAUAAAACGUGGUUUAUAAGGCCCUUGACAAAGAGUGACAAAAUUAAAUCGGCCCAAUUAGUUGCGUAUUUAUUGAGUCUCAGAGACCAGCUUAUGAAGCAAAUAUUAAAAAAAUAUACAGACGUGAUAGCGAAAGACUAUGGAAGAUAUAAACAAAUGAGUGAUAUAGAAGUGUUGAAGUUGCGGAAACAAUAGACUGAAUACAAAUUAUGAUUUGCUCUUCCGAGAAUUUCUUAUCCAAAAAUAAAUAAUUAAGACCUUCUGGGAAAUUUUAGGCCAGUUAGCUACUGGUUAGUAAGCGGCAUUUAUGACCCAAGGAUUAACUCAAAUUACAGGUAAAAGGAACGCCUAAUAUAAAGCCAAGAAGGUUUAUUGCGCACCCCUUUCAUGUUUCGGGUGCAGCGAGUUGAUUUUUCGAACUUUUACGUUUAUACUUUUUUAAAUUUUGUAAACAAUGCCAAGUUUUUGUGUUGUUAUUAUUAUUAAUAAAUAAAUUAGUUACUGACAUAUUGUGGUGAAAAAUAAAUCAUUAAUCCUUGAAGAAGAAAAAAAAAUAAUAAUUUUUUUUUUAUUCCGGGUAACUAUAUUGGUAACACUAAAUUAUUGUUAUUCUUGUUAGUUUUAUGAGCCUUUUGUGCAAAAAAAAUAAACAAAGUUGAAGACGUUUGUAAGCUGUGAUUUUAUUAAAAAUGUGCUUUAAAAAAUAAUACACCUAUAUGUACCGUUUAAACAAUUAUUGUUCUCUUUAAGGUUUUUUGGCACUAAAUUUAUAAUUUCUCAAUAAUAUUGUUGAUUAUAUUUUAUAAUUAUAACUAAUAAAUGGACUGAUAAUAUAAUUGCACAGACGCUGUACUGAUAAUUGGUGGGUGUUUUUUUUAUGAAAAAAGCCUAAAUAAAUGAGAAUCCGCAUUAGCGUUUAUUUGUUCUCAUGAUUCUUUGUUUUGUCGCUCUCUAAUGAUUACAGUCGUAACUAUAACGCAGUUCUUUUUUGUAUUCGAUCUUAAAAAAUGUAAAUGUGCUGUUGUCAUUUUUUAAACGUUUGAAAUGCAAUUAUAAAACCCAAGGUUGUGCCCCAAUAUAUUUUUAAUGUAAUAAAAGUUUAUUUCGA